ACUACAAGCGAAGGUACUCUUUUGAGUGUGAUAGUGAAUUUAUGAGACAAUUAUUUAUAUAUUUUCCGCUUUCUUCAUUUUUAGAUGUUAAACAUUGUGCGCUGUUGCUAGGAUUGCACACAGUACUACCUCCAAUCGCAGCAGGAUCCCGAUACAAACCCACAAUCUGUACGGCCCAAGACGAUACCAUUGUCUUUGCAGAAUCUUUAGACGCAGCUAUAGAAAAAGUUCGAACAAUCUGUAUGGGCUACGAGGAACGCAAUCUACCAAUUGUUCCAAAAUUAAUUACUAUUGGAACAGAAGUAUCUCGAAUCGAUGGCCCAUUUUAUAUAUGGUAUAACGAAAUACUCUAUGAAGUGAACACAGCUGCAAGAGCAACGGACGUACUUCUAAAGCUGUCUGCAAUAUUCGGAUUACCUUUUUCGAAGGUGUCUAAGUUGGUGUGGCACUUCAUAAGCUCUUAUGCAUAUUCGAUCCGCCAGCGUGAGUCAUAUGCUGCAAUAAAUCGUCUGGAAAAGUAUCUGUCUGCUCAGCACAUAUCAUCAGUAACCAAAAAUGAUUAGUUGUAUGCUAUCUGACUGUAAGUUUAUAUUUUCUAAUGUAAGCGAUUAUUUCGAUCAUCUUAAAAAUUACCAUGUAGUACCAGUAGAUUAUCGGUAUAGAUGUACUGUAAUGAAUUGCAAUCAACUUUUUUCAAAGCUGUAUCCUUUUAAAAAGCACAUGAGCAGGCAUUCAAUAACAGGUUUAGCAACAGAAAGCUUUAGUCACCAGUCAAAUGAAUCGAAUCAUGAGAGCAGGGAAUCAAACUACAGCCAAAAUUCAAAUAAAAAACAAAAAGUUGAUUCAAAUGAACAAAAUACUCUUUCAAAAUACCUAUCUCCAACGUUUGAAGCGAUUGAUAAAUCAACGGCGGAUUUUACGUUAAGUAUGCAUAUGAAGAACAAUUUUACGCGCAAGGAUGUAUACGACAUUCAACGUAGAGUCUCAUUAAUCUUCAAAGAAGUUGCUUGCCAAAUGGAAUUGUUGGAUUUAAAGUUUGCAGAUCCUGAAAUUGAGUUUAAUUUUAAAUGUUAUCUCUCCAAACUUAAACAAAUGUUUUCUUUAAUCAGU
Messenger RNA from Topomyia yanbarensis, 1110 nucleotides. RefSeq lists its product as uncharacterized. NCBI's taxonomy places the organism in Eukaryota, Metazoa, Arthropoda, Insecta, Diptera, Culicidae. Bases 42 to 563 code for a protein of 173 amino acids. The transcript has a single exon. The record is from RefSeq and is a predicted model, not a curated record.